Molecule: messenger RNA, 1824 nt
Organism: Rotaria sordida
Lineage: Eukaryota; Metazoa; Rotifera; Eurotatoria; Philodinida; Philodinidae
Source: the annotation of a GenBank genome assembly
AUGUCUUACAAUCGUCGUGAUCGAGGUUCCCCAGAAACAGAUAUAAACAUAUUAUUAUUAGGUGAAACUGGUAUUGGUAAAACAACAUUUGUUAAUGCAUUUCUUAAUUGUCUAUUUUAUAAUACACUUGAUGACGCAUUAAAUGGUGAAUUAAAAUUUUUAAUCCCUUCUGCAUUUACAGUAACAGACAAUGAAACAUUUGAUAGUACAAAAAUUCUUGUUGGAACGCCAAAUGAUAAUGAAAAUUGUGAAGUUGAUGGACAAUCAUCAACUCAGUCAUGUCGAAGUUAUAUAUUUACAAUAGGCAAUCGGUCAAUACGUUUAAUUGAUGGACCAGGUGUUGGUGAUACUCGAAGUGUUGAUCAUGAAGCAAGAAAUUUUGAACAUAUUCUUAGUUAUAUAAGUAAUUAUGAACAUUUAAAUGGAAUUUGUAUUCUACUUAAACCAGCAGUAACACGAUUAAAUAUUUUUUUUCGUUAUUGUAUUAAAGAAUUAUUAAGACAUUUACAUGUUAAUGCAAAAGAUAAUAUUAUGUUUGUAUUUACAAAUUCACGAUCAACAUUUUAUCGACCAGGUGAAACAACAACAAUAUUAAAAGUUCUUCUUAGAGAGCUUCAUGAAAAGAGUGGUGUUAAAGUUCCAUUUAGUAUGGAAAAUACAUUUAUGUUUGAUAAUGAAUCAUUUCGUUUUUUAGCUGUUUGUAAACAAGGUUUAAAUUUUUUAAUGAAAGAUAAAAAAAAUUACGGUGAAAGUUGGAAGAAAUCUGUCGAAGAAUUUUCUCGUCUAAUUAUUCGUAUUCUUCAAUGUGAUCUUCAUGCUAUUAAAGAUAUGCAAUCAUUAAAUGAAGUUCAAUUAUUAAUACAUAAACUUUCUCGACCAGUAGCUGAAAUUGUUACACUUAUUCAAGAAAAUAUUUUAAUGGCUAAACAAUAUAAAGAAAAAAUUUUAAAUAAUUCAACAAAUCAAGUUUCAAAUAAAAUUCCACAAAAAACUGGAAAAUUUAUUCCACUUCAACAAAGACUUACUGUUUGUGUUAAUGAAAAAUGUACCGAAAUUAUUAAUGUUAAUGGUGAACAACGAAUUGAUUAUAAAAGUAAUUGUCAUGUUGGUUGUUCAUUACAUAAAGUUGUACAAGAAUGUAUUGGCCAUCCAAUUAUUAAACGAUGUCGAGCACUUAGACAAACAGGUUCAUGUCGAAAUUGUGGUUGUUCUUGGACAAAACACAUGCAUAUAACAUAUAAAUAUGAAAGAAAUUUAACAUAUAUUGAAAUAAAUAAUUCUAAUUCAUUACAAACACCUCAAUCAAUUAUGACAAUAAUUGAUAAAAGAAUAACGGAUUUAAGAAAUGAAGAAAAAGCAAUAAGAAAAAUUUGUGUUAAACUUUCACAAUUUUUAAAACAAAAUUCAAUAACACCAUUUAAUGAUGAUAUUAUUGAAUAUCUUCAACAUUUUAUUAAUGAAGAAAAACAAAAAAAAUCAACAGGAAUUGAUAAUACAGAUAUUAUUAAAGGUUUAGAACAAAUGAUUAAAGAUUAUACAGAAGAAUUUAAUUUAUAUACGUCAAGUAUUUCUUCACAAAAUAAUUCAACAUCAACAGAUCGAUUUGAUAAUACUGCACAAAUUGAAGAAAUGUUUAGUUUAGUACAAAAACUUUAUGAUUUACCAAUAAAUGGAAAAUUAAUUGAAGAACAAGUUAGACGAAUGAAAGAAGGUCGAGCACAAGCAACUAAAAGUGAUGAACAAUUUGUUGAUUUACCAACAGGUUAUAAUUCUCCAGAUAUUCUUAAUAAUUUAAAAGAUAUUGUUAAUCGUAAAAACAGAUAG